AUGUUCCGUGACAUUGAUGAAGACGGAAGUGGUAUUGUCAGCUUGGCAGAAUUUGAAGAGGCCUUCAAGGACCAAGCCAUCUGCGACAAGUUCCUGAUGCUCGGGUUGAAGAAGGAGCAGGCUAUGGAGCUUUUCUCUCUGCUGGACACUGGUGGAGAGGGGGAGCUGGACCUGUCCGAGUUUAUGCAAGGCAUGUCCCAGCUGAAGGGGGUUGCAAAAAACAAGGACAUGGUCAUGCUCACGAAGGGCAUUGAACGUCUUGGCAAAGGCAUCAACAGGAUUGGAGAGAGCAUGGGUGUGCAGGGCGCCAAAGACGAGCCUCAGGCCCGGCUGCAUCUGCCCUACGAUGUGAAGAACUCAGUUUACCUGGAGGUUCAGUCGAACGAGGAGCCUCUCUUUAGCUAUAUCUUGCGCUACGUGAGCAAAUCUGUCCAGGAUGCAAGAAGCAUCCGAGCAGACAUGGGCAAGGGCAGAGGCCUGGGAGCAGACGACGACGAGAUCGAUGAUUUGCUGGUGAUGGUGAAGGGCAAGGGCAAGGUUGGAGGAGCCAGUCGCAAGCGCAAGCGAGAGGUUCAAAUGCCUUCAGGCAACAUCGGGCUUGGUUGGCACUCCUUUGACUUCCAGUGGGAUGAGGGCAAGACCAGCAAAGUGACAGUUGUUCUCCAGCGCAUCGGGCAGCCAACAGGUGAUGGUCCCUCUUUCUUCUCUUCCUUGGUUCUCUUCGUGGAGGGCACCGAUCAGAUGCCACUUCUCAAAUUGUGCCAGAAGGCGGCCGACAACGAAACCAAGCAGAAAGCGAAUCGAGUCUCCCUGUGGAGAUUCGAUACCAAGUAUCACUUCUGGUCGCGAAUCUCCAGGCGGAUGGCACGAAGUCUGGACAGCAUUGUGCUGGAAGAAGGCGUGAAGCGCCCCCUGCUGGACGACCUUGAGUGGUUCCUGAAAGAUGAAACGCGGACUUUCUAUGCCAAGCAUGGGAUCCCGUAUCAUCGCUGCUACCUGCUCCAUGGUGAGCCUGGCACGGGGAAGACGUCUUUCAUGAAUUCCGUUGCGGGCCAUAUUCAGCGGAACCUUUGCUUCAUCCAGAUGGACAAGCACAUGACGGAUGACACAUUCAGAAAUGCCAUGACGCAGCUUCCGGCUCUGUCUAUGGUGGUGCUCGAGGACGUGGACGCCCUCUUCACGAACCACCGUGAGGCCGACCACAACAACUCAUCUCUAUCCUUCAGCGGGUUCCUGAACUGCCUGGAUGGCCUUGGGGCUCCGGACGAUGUAGUGAUCUUCAUGACCACCAACCAUCCGGACAAGCUGGUUGCCACCUCAGUUUCAUGUGUUCAUGGUUCAGGUUAA
Messenger RNA from Symbiodinium pilosum, 1347 nucleotides. Lineage: Eukaryota; Dinophyceae; Suessiales; Symbiodiniaceae. The record is from the annotation of a GenBank genome assembly.